Messenger RNA from Cyanistes caeruleus (blue tit), 3065 nucleotides. Its product is annotated as leucine-zipper-like transcriptional regulator 1. The record is from RefSeq and is a predicted model, not a curated record. Gene Ontology annotation, cellular component: Golgi apparatus; cytoplasm. Gene Ontology annotation, molecular function: chromatin binding; protein binding. NCBI's taxonomy places the organism in Eukaryota, Metazoa, Chordata, Aves, Passeriformes, Paridae.
UGCCGCGUGAGGGGCCGGUCCCGCCAACGCAGCAACCGAGAGCACGGGAAGAGACUGCCCGCCUCAGCCCACGGGGAAUCAGCUGUGAUUCUUUUGGGUCACACCGAGCCCCAGUCCGUGCCCCCGAGUCCCGCCGGCUCGGUGUGACCCAAAAGAAUCACAGAAUCAUUUAAGCUGGAAAAGACCUCUGGGAUUACCGAGUCCAAUCUAUGACUAAACACCACUAUAUCAAUUGGACCAUGGCACUGAGUACCACAUUCAGUCUUUUCUUAAACACGUCCAGAGAUGAUACAGCUGGGAUUUGUCAGGAUCAUAUCACAAGGUCAUUUUUAAGGAGAUUCUCACUGACAUUUUGUGAGGUUGAUCCUUGGAUAAGAUGCUGGUUGUCAGCAUGAAAGGAAGAGCUGCCCGCGGUGCGUGGGAAGCCAGGGACGCGCAGCAGCCGCGUCCCCGUGACCGCUACAAACACGCCUGUGCUGUCUGCAGAGGGUUUGUUUAUCUCUACGGAGGGCACGGCAGCACCACGCUGAGGGACUUCUGGAGGUACCACACAGUGAAAAAUGAAUGGGAAAUGUUGGAUUGCUCAAGAGAUGGUCCAGAAGAACUGGAAGAACAUUCAAUGGUGGCUUAUAAGGGCAGCCUGUAUAUUUUUGGUGGGAUGGUGGAUUCUGCUUUCACACAAGCAAAAACUCCUCUCUGGAUAUAUGACAUUGAUUCUGCAAGAUGGACAGAGAGCUGCAACGAACCAGCAGAGACGGAGAGCUCUGCACCAGCUAACAGAAAAGGUCACAGUGCAGUCGUGUACCAUUCCAGCAUGUACAUCUAUGGGGGAUACUUUGGCAUCAAAGGCAUUUCUCAGGAGUUUUGGGAAUUCCAUUUUGAUACAAGGAAGUGGUUGUGUGUCUCCAGCCCCUGUCAGAGCACCAGCCCCGGAGCUCGGCACGGCCACUCAGCAGUGGUUUAUCACACAGCCAUGUACCUCUUUGGGGGGCUGAUGGGGCUCACUGAACAGAGGGACUUGUGGAGGUGGGACUUUGGAAGCAGCAGCUGGUCCAGCAUCAGAACAAGCCAAGGACCUCCUCCGCUGGUAGGUCAUGCUUCGAUAGUCUGCAAAGACUCUAUGCUGAUUUUUGGCGGAGGGAUUUCAAAUUCCAGCCCUAAUGACGACCUCUGGAAGUAUCAUUUCCAUACGCAGACAUGGAAGAAGCUCAGUAGUACUACAAAGGGAAACUUUUCUCCCAAAAUGUAUCACUGCAUCUUAGGAAUUGGUGCAGAUUUCCAAACUACCUCAGAUUUCAUUGAUACGUUCCCCACCCACUGCAAGAGUGAGCAGAAGGACCAUCCCCAGCUGGUGCCCAUCCCGAGGCACUUUGGCUUUUGCAGCUACUUCUGCCCACAGACGACAGAGCGGAGCAACGCCAUUGAAAUGAAAACCUUCAGCCUGCCCCCGGAGCCAGCAGAAUUCCCUGCCUUCCAGACCACCUCAGAGGCAGGACUAGGCCCAAACAGAGACAGGAGCUGUUUGUCCAAAGACAAAUCUCUCCGUCUGUUGGCUUGUUCGGGAGAGGCUUUAGCUGCUGCUCAGGCUCUGGGUGAAGAGGAGAGAACCAACUGUGGGUGUGCGGCCACGGGGGGUGAGAGCAGCUGUACCAACACACUGCUGCUCAUUGGGGGCAAACCUUUGUCCAGCUUCUCUGAGAUCUCCUUCAGGCAAAUGGAGUUUGAUUGCUUGUGAUUGCUUUGCUUGCAAAGUGAAGGAAUAAAUUUCCACCACCGUGGCAGUAGGUGGAAAACCAACUGCUUGCAACUGUCUUCAGCUUCCUAUCAGCAUGCUGGGGAAAAAAAUAAUUAAACCUUCUCAUACUUGCUGCGAACAGAUUUUUUACAAUGUUAACAAAACCUGACAUAUAUUUAAGUCACAACUUGCAUGUAAGUUGUGAUUUCUGGGAGGAGCUUGUUGGAAUGCUGCUCUUUUUGUUACUUUUCUCCUGGUCACUUCAUACCCUUUCAAAUUGCAAUGGCCAAUGCUGCCUUGAAAAUCAGAACUGCAGUAGCACAUACUGGUUCCACAAGAUGCCAUUUCAGGGGCAAAGCUUGCUCAUCUUGCACUGGCAUAAGGUAGAAACACAGUCACAUUCGAGGGAUUAAAUUAGUCUUAAUAGGAAUGUUCUCUAAGAAUUUAAAGAGAUUUUAUAUUCUUGAGUGUUAUUUGCACAAUAUACUUGCAACAUGAGAUGGCCUGUGACAAAGGAACCCAACAGAUAAAUCAGCAACUGAAUUCUAGAAGAUAUUCAAGGAUUGUCUGUAACCUUGAGGAAGUGAAACAAUGAGUGCUCCCUGAAAAUCAUCAGCAAGGACCAGAGAAAGGGCAUUAUACCUGUAAGAACAAAGGAUGUACCAAAUGAGUGCUGGCUUUAAUGACUAAAUGAAUGAAUCAAAAUGUUUUGAUUUCCCACAGUGGGGUGGGGAGGGAACAGAAAGAGGAGGGCUUGAUGGAGUGGCACAAAGCAUGGGCUGUUUGGACUGCUAACUCAUAUUUUAGCCACAAAGGGAUUUCUGCUUUUCCAACUCCAUCUCUUUUUAUCACCCUGUGUAGUACUUGUUACACAUGUCCCCUCUGUACUAGUAAAUUCUGAGUUCAUAUAUGUUUUUUUCUUUGCUGAAAAGAAAAAUUGCUUGUUUUGCAAGGUAAUAUUGUCCAGCAUUCAAAGCAUUUAUUUCCAUAGAAGUUACUAAAUACUGGCCUUCUGACAGAACAUUAGCUUACUGUCUUUAAGAGCAGCUGGUAUCUGAAAUUACCCGAAAGUGUAAGUUGCCAAAUACUUGAAAAAUUCACUUUUCAAGUUUCAUGGGAACAAUGCCUUUCAAGCCAUUUACAGAUUUCAAGAAUAUUUACAGAUACUUUCAUCAUCUCUUCGUAAGUAACUGUCACAUGAAUUCAGUAGGAAAAUUAUAGAUGGAUUUGCAAAAAGCUACCUAGGAGUUAUUUGGACCAUCCAUGACUCUUACCUAGAAACAGAGAUGAUUGUACGCUGCCACGUGAAUAAAACCUGCUCUGUUUCCUA